Molecule: messenger RNA, 1041 nt
Organism: Rhodotorula toruloides NP11
Lineage: Eukaryota; Fungi; Basidiomycota; Microbotryomycetes; Sporidiobolales; Sporidiobolaceae
Exons: 1
Coding region: 1-1041 (346 amino acids)
Source: RefSeq, a predicted model, not a curated record
AUGCCUGCUACACCAGUCACGCCUACUCGUACCACUUUCACGCCUUACGAACCCUCAACGCCGCGCCAACCUCCUCGAAACCGUCACCUCAACACUCGCAAGCGCGCACUCGACUCGCCUGCUGAUCCCACGUUCUCCUCGGGCGAACACGGAGACUUCUUCUUCCAGCUUUCGACGUCGGCUGCACAGCCGGUGUCGCCUACACGUUCCAUUCCUCCUGCUCCCCUUCUCCCUCCUGCACCCAUCUUCGAGCCUCUCCCUCCGUCUCCCACGUCGCCCGUCGGUCCCCACUCCACCCCAAUGCGCCGCUCACCGGCGAUGAAUAACCUUUCGAGGUUCACGGCGCAGGUGUAUCAGGCUGAACGAAGCAUCUCGAGCAGCGACGAGGAGGACGAGCGGCGGUGGCAACGGGCUUCAAGGGCGCCGAUCCAGUUCAAGGCGUUCUCUGCUCCCCUCUCUUCGUUGGCGACGUUGCCCGUCGAGAAUGGUCAGUGGGACGACGCGGUCGAGGACGCCGACACGGAUGACAUCCCGUUCGACCUCGAGCUCUCGUCACCCAGGCCAUCCUCUCCCGCCCUCAUUCCCCUCGCCGACUCGCUUCCAACAACAUUCUCGCCUCCCUUCUCCAUGCGACCGACUAUCCCCUCCUUCCCGUCCUUUGCCUUCUCCCUUUCAUCCUCGCUCGCCUCGGACACCGACUCGACCUGGUCAUCCUCGACUCCCGAGCUGUUCUCUUCGUCCUUAUCGCGCUCGGUCUCGUCGUCCUCCGGCUUCUCCAUCGCGUCGUCCUCCCCUUCCGCGCCCUAUACUUCGCCUCUCACGACGCCCGGUCUCUCGUUCUCGCCCUCGAUCAAUAUGCACUCACCCUCGCUCGUCGCCGCCUUCUCCAAGACCAGCUUCUUCCGCUCCCCUUCACCCUCGUUCGUCGCAAGCAGCGACCUCGCCCGGCGGCGAUUCGAGAAGAAGCGCCGGCUGGCAGUCGAGUCGCAAGAAUCGCUCAAUGGACCGGUCGUCGGCCUCGGACUCGCCUUCUCACAAUAG